CCCGAGCAGUACCACAAGGGAGGGCGAGGAGAGUGUGAGGCUGACGGAGGUGGCUGGGCACCCCUCAUCCCGCUCCCACCGCACCAUGUCCCUGGUGGAGACGAUCCGGCUGUGGCAAGAAGGGGUGUGUGCGGCGGACACAAAGGAGUGGGGGGCGGCCCUGGAGGCCUUCACGGCCGUCCAGAACCCCCCUGCCAAAAUCUGCUUUAACAUUGGCUGCAUCCACCUCGUUCUGGGGAAGAUGGCAGAGGCAGAAGAGGCGUUCACCCGGAGCAUCGUCUGCGACAAGCACCUGGCUGUGGCUUAUUUCCAGCGGGCGAUCGUGUUUUACCGGAGGCAGAUCCAUGAAAAGGCCAUUGAGGACUUCAAAGAGGCGCUGGCCCAGCUGCGAGGCAACGAGCUGAUUGACUACAAGAUCCUGGGGCUGCGCUACAGGCUCUUUGCUUGUGAGAUCCUCUACAACAUUGCACUGGUAUAUGCUACGAUGGAGGACUGGAAAAAAGCUGAGGAGCACCUGAUGCUGGCCAUGAGGAUGAAGAGUGAGCCCCAGCACAACAAGAUCGACAGGGCGAUGGAAGCCAUCCUGAAGCAGAAGCUCUGCGAGCUGGUGGCCAUUCCUGCGGGGAAGCUGUUUAGACCAAAUGAAAAGCAAGUUGCUCAGCUGGAGAAGAAGGACUAUCUGGGGAAAGCUACGGUGGUGGCAUCUGUGGUGGACAAGGACGAUUUUUCAGGAUUUGCUCCACUCCAACCCCAGGCCUCUGGUCCUCCACCCAGGCCCAAGACCCCAGAAAUCCUCAGGGCCCUCCAAGGGCAGCCGCACCGUGUCCUGUACGAGUUCAUCCCCGAGACCGCCGAGGAGCUGCCGGUCCUGCCAGGAAACAUUGUCUUUGUCCUGAAGAAAGAGAAAGACAACUGGGCUACAGUGAUGUUCAACGGAAAGAAAGGGAUCGUCCCCUGCAACUUCCUUGAGCCUGCAGAGCUCCAGAACCAGCUGCGGAUCCAGGAAGAAACCCCUCUUGAAGCCGAGAUCCCUGAGCCACCCACCUCCAGUGCUCCAGAGAGGCCACGGCGGCCAGCACCAGACCGUGCUCCGGCUCCCGUGACGCAGCCAAGAGCCACAGCAAAGGAGGUCGAAGCUGCUGUCUCCAGCCCCCACAUCCUCAAGGUGCAUUACAAAUACACCGUUGCCCUGCGAGUCGAGCCAGGCCUCUCCUACACAGAGCUCCUGGGCCUGGUUUGCAAGAAACUGGAGCUCCAGCCUGAGCACACGUUGCUGAGGUACAGGCCCACUGAGAGCCAAGUGCUGGGGACUCUGUGUGCAGAGAACCUGGAGGCAGCUUGGAGUCAGAGCAAGGGUAACUGCCUGACAGUCUGGUGCGACAUCACGGAGGGAGAGGGGUUUUUACUGGACAGCAAACCAGAGGAGCCACUGCUGGAGGCAACACCAGAGGACAUGGGACCAACUCAAGUUGUAGCUCAGUACAGUUACGAAGCCACUCAGCCUGAAGACCUGGAGUUUCAGGCAGGAGAUGUGAUACUUGUUCUAUCCAAAGUGAAUGAAGACUGGUUGGAAGGCCAGUGCAAUGGCAACGUUGGCAUCUUCCCAUCUGCUUUUGUUCAUAAGUCUAACACUAAAGACCCAGAGAUGUGACUUCAGAAGAGCUAAAGUUGUGGAAAGGAAUUAAGUAUUCAACCGUUGCAAUUAAGGAGUUUCUGUAUUAGUCACUGUGUCUGAAAAGG
Messenger RNA from Colius striatus (speckled mousebird), 1740 nucleotides. RefSeq names its product neutrophil cytosolic factor 2 (gene NCF2). The record is from RefSeq and is a predicted model, not a curated record. Gene Ontology annotation, cellular component: NADPH oxidase complex. Gene Ontology annotation, biological process: phagocytosis; superoxide anion generation; respiratory burst. Bases 86 to 1651 code for a protein of 521 amino acids. NCBI's taxonomy places the organism in Eukaryota, Metazoa, Chordata, Aves, Coliiformes, Coliidae. The transcript is spliced from 15 exons. Gene Ontology annotation, molecular function: protein binding; superoxide-generating NADPH oxidase activator activity.